Messenger RNA from Adineta steineri, 1797 nucleotides. The record is from the annotation of a GenBank genome assembly. NCBI's taxonomy places the organism in Eukaryota, Metazoa, Rotifera, Eurotatoria, Adinetida, Adinetidae.
AUGUGUGCACCAGCAGCGCUUAUGAGUUCUGAGCCACGAAAGAUUGCCCUUCUGGUAGGAAACAACAACUACAACAAAUCUCACCUCGCAAACUGUGUUAAUGAUGCUACCGAUUUAAGCAUUGAGCUGAAAAAAGUUGGAUUUUCAGUGACAACACAAACGAACGUCAAUUAUGAAGACAUGGAUAGAGGAAUUGAAAAUUUUGCCGAUGAUAUUAGGCCCGGUGAUUUCGUUCUUUUUUUCUUUGCUGGACAUGGUGUACAAUGGGAAGAACAGAACUAUCUAGUGCCGUGCGAUGAUGAUCGUAUUAGAAACUCGACUGAUUUGAGAUAUCGAGCUGUGAAUGCGCAGCGAGCUCUGGAGCUGAUGUCUGAUAAGGAUCCUUUCGUUAUUGUAUAUCUUCUGGAUUGUUGUCGCACAUACUGGUUACCAAGUUUGGCUAGAAGCAGAGCUAUGGAAAUUUCAUCAAGAGGAAUGGCUCCCAUGAGCGCAACAGGUGGUUCUUUGAUUGCUUUCGCCUGUGCACCUGGAACAACGGCUGUGGAUGUGUCAUCGAAUGGACGUAAUGGACUUUUCACUUAUCAUCUUUUACAGCACAUUACAAAACCAGGCGAAAAUAUAACAAUGUUAAUGAUAGACGUAACACAAGCAGUGGCAACUGAAACAAACAACAAACAAAUACCUUAUACUACAAGCUCAUUGCGGAGACGAGAUGUAUAUUUAGUAGCACCUACGACGCAGAAUCCACACCCAAACUUACUAGUACCGAAAGUGGCACAAUUCUCAUUUAAUUCAAAAAUGAAUAAUUCUUAUCAAUUAAAUCACUCUACAAUUAGUACAGCGACUAUACCAGAGAAUCAAAUAUCAACUCAAUCUUCAAUAAAACCACAACAAAUUCAAAUAAAAAAGAAUAAAUUUCAACAAUUUGCAAUUACUGUUGCUGGAGGAAAUGGAGAAGGGCAGGAAUUAAAUCAACUCCACAGGCCUUGGGGAAUGUUUAUUGAUAAUGAUAAAUCGAUUUAUAUUGCUGAUCCUUUCAAUCAUCGUAUUAUUAAAUGGAAGUUGAAUUCAAAUACUGGUCAAGUCGUUGCAGGUGGAAAUGGACAAGGAAAUCAAAAUAAUCAAUUGAAUGAGCCAAGAGGUGUAAUUUUUGAUAAAAAGAACAAUUCUUUUAUUAUUUCUGAUAAAGGGAACAAACGAGUAAUUCGAUAUUUUGACCAAAAUCAAACAAAUCAACAAAUUAUUAUUUCAAAUAUUGAUUGUUGGGGUCUCGCAAUCGAUAAAAAUGGAUUUAUUUAUGUUUCUGAUUUGGAGAAUCAUGAAGUAAGACGAUGGAAACAAGGAGAUAAACAAGGUGAAUUAGUUGCAGGUGGAAAUGGUCAUGGAAAUCAUCUUAAUCAACUCUAUUGUCCUAUUUAUAUCUUUAUUGAUGAAGAUUGUUCUCUUUAUAUAUCAGAUACUAGGAAUCAUCGUGUAAUGAAGUGGGAAAAAGAUGCAAAAGAAGGAAUUAUCGUUGCUGGUGGAAAUGGCAAAGGAAAUAGUCUCAACCAAUUGUCUUCUCCUCAAGGAGUGAUUGUUGAUUAUUUGGGUCAAAUCUAUGCGGCAGAUUUUAUGAAUCAUCGAAUAAUGCGUUGGUGUGAAGGAGAUAAAGAGGGUGAAAUUGUUGUUGGUGGAAAUGGUCACGGAAUUCAAUCAAAUCAAUUGAGUUUUCCCGUAGCUUUAUCAUUUGAUAAUGAAGAAAAUCUUUAUGUUGCUGAUUAUGGAAAUCAUCGAGUCCAAAAAUAUGAAAAACUUUGA